Messenger RNA from Penaeus monodon (black tiger shrimp), 1492 nucleotides. It is a transcript of the gene spn-A, whose product is annotated as DNA repair protein RAD51 homolog A-like. Gene Ontology annotation, cellular component: condensed nuclear chromosome. Lineage: Eukaryota; Metazoa; Arthropoda; Malacostraca; Decapoda; Penaeidae. The record is from RefSeq and is a predicted model, not a curated record. Gene Ontology annotation, biological process: double-strand break repair via homologous recombination; mitotic recombination-dependent replication fork processing; reciprocal meiotic recombination. Gene Ontology annotation, molecular function: ATP binding; DNA strand exchange activity; single-stranded DNA binding.
GCUUGCGAAAAUUAACAAAAAUGGCGAUGAUGCAAGAGCGUGGUGGUGUAGUGGAGCAGGAGGAGGAGGCCGACAUGGGAGCUGGAGGACCCCUUCUCAUCCAGACGUUGGAGCAAAAUGGUAUAUCAGCAACAGACGUCAAAAAGCUAGAGGAAAAAGGUUAUUACACUGUUGAGUCUGUUGCCUUUGCCCCCAAGAAAGCACUGCUGGAGAUUAAGGGAAUCAGUGAAGCUAAAGCAGACAAGAUAUUGACAGAAGCAUCUAAGUUAGUGCCCAUGGGUUUCACAACUGCGACAGAGUUCCACCAGAAGCGAGCUGAUUUGGUGCAGCUCACAACAGGGUCUAAAGAAUUAGACAAACUACUGGGUGGAGGAAUAGAAACAGGUUCCAUCACCGAGAUCUUUGGUGAAUUCCGAACAGGGAAGACCCAGCUCUGCCACACCUUAGCUGUCACCUGCCAGCUGCCUUUAGAAAUGGGUGGUGGAGAAGGGAAGUGCCUCUAUAUCGACACAGAGGGAACCUUCAGACCUGAGCGUCUCCUUGCAGUUGCAGAUAAAUUUGGUCUCAAUGGUGCAGAUGUCUUAGACAAUGUUGCAUAUGCACGAGCGUACAACUCAGACCACCAGACACAAUUGCUGAUACAAGCUGCAGCUAUGAUGGCAGAAUCCAGAUAUGCUCUCUGCAUUGUCGACAGUGCAAUGGCUCUCUAUCGAACAGACUAUGCAGGCAGAGGGGAGCUUUCUGCAAGACAAAUUCACUUAGCUAGAUUUUUACGAAUGCUUCUCAGACUUGCCGAUGAGUUUGGUGUGGCAGUAGUGAUAACAAACCAGGUGGUUGCCCAGGUGGAUGGGGCAGCCAUGUUUGCCGCUGAUCCCAAGAAACCCAUCGGAGGCAAUAUCAUGGCACAUGCAUCAACCACAAGAUUAUACCUGAGAAAAGGCAGAGGAGAAACUAGAAUAUGCAAGAUCUAUGAUUCUCCUUGUCUGCCCGAAGCGGAAGCCAUGUUUGGCAUAUACGCUGAUGGCAUAGGAGAUGCUAAAGACUGAAGCUACUUCCUGAACCUCAUAAAAAGAUUUUAUAACAUUAAAUAUACUUGUUUACACACUAACUAGAGACCGACGUUUAGUAAGGUUGCCUAGUUUCUUGUGGUAUUCAAGUAACGAACAAGAAUUUUAUGAUGUUAGCUAGAUUUUUAUAUGUGCAAACUGCAGACUCUUGUUUAGUGGACCACUGUAUACAAUGCCUUUAAUGCCAUUGAAGGGUAAGUGCUGAUCUUGGAGAGAAUAUGUAACCAAGUGCAAAGAUUGUCGCUGAAAGAGCCUGGACAUGUAGGUUAUCUCGUUUUAUUAUGAUUGAAUAAAAAAAAUAUAUAUAUUUACAUAUAUUGGAUAUCACUGAUCACUACAAUAAUAAGUAAUGACUUGUGCCGUAAGGUUUGUGUUUUUUUUCUUCUCAAUUUCGCUUAGACUCAUAAUUUGGUGCAUUUUCAUAG